AUGUUCUUGCAGCAGCACUGCGUAGGCAGAGGCGUCCUGCAGGUCAGCGGGAUGCAUGUAUACACAUCUGGGGAUGUGGAGGCAGUUAACGGGACGGAUGUCCGUCUAAAAUGCACAUUUCAGAGUAGCGCCUCCAUCAACCCCAAUUCCAUUGUCAUCUCCUGGAGCUUCAGACCCCUGAAACCAGGCAGAGAACAGUCGGUGUUCCACUACCAGCAGAAACCAUAUCCUCCAUUAGAGGGCAUUUUCAGGAAGCAUGUCAGCUGGGCCGGUGAUGUCAUGGGCCGAGACGCCUCCAUCAUACUUCAACAGGUCAAGUUCACCUACAAUGGUACUUACAUCUGCCAGGUUAAGAAUCCGCCGGAUGUCCACGGCACGGUCGGAGAGAUUCGAUUUCGUGUCGUCACCACAGCGUCUUUUUCCGAGCUUCUCCUUCUGGCGUUAGCCAUCGGGGGCGGUAUCGCGGCUGUGGUCAUCCUCCUCAUCAUCUUUGUGUCCUGCAGGCGGUGCAAGAAGAAAUCACUGAGACAGCUGGAAGGGAAUGAGGAGGCUCCUCGUAAAGUGAGAAAAGACCCCACUGUGUGCCAUCCAGGGAGGGCCAUCCACCUCUACCUAUCAGAGACGUCCAUGGAGAUUGACAGUUCAGAUGGCAUGAUUUCAGAAGCCAGCACCAAAGACCCCAGCUCCUCAGAGAGUGAGGGCCCAAGCUCAGACGAAGAGGAAGAUGAUGACGACUCCGACUGA
Messenger RNA from Notothenia coriiceps (black rockcod), 744 nucleotides. It is a transcript of the gene mpzl2b, whose product is annotated as myelin protein zero-like 2b. The coding region runs from base 1 to 744 and encodes 247 amino acids. Lineage: Eukaryota; Metazoa; Chordata; Actinopteri; Perciformes; Nototheniidae. Gene Ontology annotation, cellular component: plasma membrane. The record is from RefSeq and is a predicted model, not a curated record. The transcript is spliced from 5 exons. Gene Ontology annotation, biological process: cell-cell adhesion.